This is a messenger RNA of Gadus macrocephalus (Pacific cod), 707 nucleotides long. RefSeq names its product ribosomal protein L11 (gene rpl11). Gene Ontology annotation, molecular function: RNA binding; structural constituent of ribosome. The transcript has 6 exons. Bases 122 to 658 code for a protein of 178 amino acids. Gene Ontology annotation, cellular component: ribosome; cytosolic large ribosomal subunit. The record is from RefSeq and is a predicted model, not a curated record. Lineage: Eukaryota; Metazoa; Chordata; Actinopteri; Gadiformes; Gadidae. Gene Ontology annotation, biological process: translation.
UCUGGUUGUGUAUAGGGAAUCUUUGUCUUUCUCCACGGGUUUUCACCGGGCCAAUUUAAACCGAACACACUGCUAUAUAGUCUCGGCGCCGGAAAUCGACGCUCUCUUCUAGUGAUCAAACAUGGCGGACCAGGGUGAGAAGAAGGAGAACCCCAUGAAGGAGCUCCGUAUCAGGAAGCUCUGCCUGAACAUUUGCGUGGGGGAGAGUGGAGACAGACUGACUCGUGCUGCUAAGGUGCUGGAGCAGCUUACAGGACAGACCCCCGUCUUCUCCAAGGCCCGCUACACAGUGCGAUCCUUCGGCAUCCGUAGGAAUGAAAAGAUUGCCGUCCACUGCACCGUCCGUGGAGCCAAGGCAGAGGAGAUCCUGGAGAAAGGACUCAAGGUGCGUGAGUACGAGCUGAGGAAAAGUAACUUCUCAGACACCGGGAACUUCGGCUUCGGCAUCCAGGAGCACAUCGAUCUGGGCAUCAAGUACGACCCCAGCAUCGGUAUCUACGGACUGGACUUCUACGUGGUUCUGGGCAGACCCGGCUUCAGCAUCGCCGACAAGAAAAGGAAACGCGGCCGCAUCGGAUACAAGCACCGCAUCCGCAAGCCAGAGUCCAUGCGCUGGUUCCAGCAGAAAUACGAUGGCAUCAUCCUCCCUGGAAAGUAGAACUGCUUCUCUUUGUUUGUACCAAACUAAUAAAAAUUGGUAAAAAGCC